Messenger RNA from Daucus carota subsp. sativus, 2155 nucleotides. RefSeq lists its product as uncharacterized. The transcript is spliced from 2 exons. The coding region runs from base 80 to 1849 and encodes 589 amino acids. Lineage: Eukaryota; Viridiplantae; Streptophyta; Magnoliopsida; Apiales; Apiaceae. The record is from RefSeq and is a predicted model, not a curated record.
CCCCCAUAAGCGGCUUAGAUGGUUUCCAGUAAAGGCUCGACUUAAGAGAUUUUUUAACUCCAAACAUACUUCAAAAGACAUGAGAUGGCAUAAAGAAGUGCGUAAAACUGAAAAUGGUAUAUUACGACAUCCGGCUGAUGGGAUGGCCUGGAAGCAUUUUGAUAAUACAUAUCCUGACUUUGCUAAAGAUUCCAGGAGUAUUCGAAUGGGGUUGGCAUCUGAUGGGUUUAACCCUUUCUCAAACCUUUCAUCAACCUAUAGUUUGUGGCCGGUGAUAUUAAUUCCUUAUAACAUGCCACCUUGGGCUUCUCCGAAUGGUACCAAUAAUCUCAUGGCUUUAUUAAUACCAGGUCCAAAAUCUCCUGGGAAGGACUUUGAUGUGUUCUUGCAGCCAUUAAUUGAAGAACUUAAGGAGUUGUGGGAUGGAAUAGAUGCAUAUGAUUCAUACACUAAUUGCAUGUUUAAACUAAGAGCUGCAGUAUUAUGGACAAUUAGUGAUUUCCCCGCUUAUGCAUACCUAUCUGGCUGGAGCACUGCUGGAAAAUUGGCUUGUCCAGUUUGUUUGGAGGACACUAGAUCUAGAAGAAUAACCGACAAACAAUGUUUUAUAGGACAUAGGUGUUAUUUAGAUGCCAAACAUCCUUGGAGAAGAAGUAAAGAAUAUGAUGGAUCUAACGAGUUACGUGGUCCCCCUAGAACUUUUACAGGUGAAGACAUUUUAAAACAGUUAGAGGAGGUUCCUACACGUACAACUGGUAAAGCCCCAAAUAAUUCUUCUAGAAAACGUAAGCGUGGAGCCAAAGAGUUAAACUGGAGUAAAAGAAGUAUUUUGUUCGACUUGCCAUAUUGGUCAAAACUCUUAUUGCGACAUAAUCUUGAUGUGAUGCAUAUAGAGAAGAAUGUCUGUGAUAAUAUUAUUGGCACACUUUUAGAUAUUGAAGGUAAAUCAAAAGACAAUUUGAAAGCUCGUAAAGAUUUGCAAGAUUUAAAUAUCCGUGAAGAGCUUUGGUUAAGACAGAAAACUAAUAAUAAAUAUGAAAAAUCCCAUGCCAGUUAUACUCUUACAAAAGAAGAAUGCAAGAGUUUUUGCCAAUUUAUUCGUAGUGUAAGAGUACCAGAUGGGUAUGCUUCAAAUAUUAGUCGAUGUGUUACAGAUAAUAACAAGCUGAAAGGAAUGAAAACACAUGACUGUCAUGUUUUACUUCAAAAGAUAUUGCCAGUUGCAUUACUCCCUUAUUUGACGAAAAACAUUCGUGGUACUUUGAUAGAGUUAUGCCAGUUUUUUCAAAAAAUUUGUGCCAAAACUAUACGUAUUUCUGACAUUGAAGAAUUAAGGCAGGGAAUUGUAAUAAUUUUGUGCAAGCUGGAGAAGAUAUUUCCUCUGUCUUUUUUUACCAUAAUGCUACAUCUUUGUGUACACUUGCCUGAUCAAGUGUUGUUAGGUGGCCCGGUUGCUCCGAGAUGGAUGUUUGAGACAGAACGUCAAAUGGGUUUAUAUAAGAAAUAUGUGAAAAAUAUGGCUAGACCAGAUGGUUCAAUUGCAGAAGCUUAUAUUGUAGAUGAAGCUGUGAGUUUUUUAGCCAGAUAUGUUCCGAAUAUAGAAACAAGAUUUACCAGACCUGAACGCAAUUGGGAUUUACCUCUUCCAAAUCAUCAUAUGGAUGUGUUUAAGUCUAAUACACGUCCAUUAGGGGCAUCUUGUAUUCGAUUGCUCCAAAAUUGGAAGAAUGCAAUUCAAUGGUAUAUAUUAAACAAUUCUGCAGAUGAUAUUCAAACAUAUCUUGAGCAAGUACUUUACUUUUUAUUAUUAUUGGUGCAUCAUACUUAUAUCCCUUAUAUAUUUAUAUGACUUGUAUAUUUACAUCACUUUGUCAAAUAAAUAUUUUUCAUGCAGUGAGCACAGAACAAUAUUGCUCGAGGGAGGCCUGCCAUAUUCAGCCACUGAAGUGAGACAAAGAGAAGAAUUCCCAUCAUGGUUUAAGAAAAAGAUAUCCCAAAUGCAAGUCCAAAACUCAACUAGUAUCAAUGAGGAUUUGUACUCUUUAUCUCAAGGUCCACUAGAGCGAUAUCAUAGUUAUACAAGUUGUGUGGUAAAUGGUGUUCGAUUUCGUUGCAAAGAGCAUGAUGAUACUCUUAAAACACAAUGUUCUGGAGU